AUGCCUGGCCAACUUGCGGAACCUGUCAAGAAAACGGGUCGACAUGCAGUUAUCCUGACCCGACCGUCAAUCAUGCUUCGUCAGUUCGAUCCAGCUGGUUUGACUAUUCUUGAUCGGUUGAAUUACCUGAUCGACAUAGUUGAGUCUAAUGAGACUGCAAAAGAAGGGCAAACCGAUGUCACCUCGGCCGUUACGGACAAUGGACCCAACGGUCAAGAUGCUGAAGCGUCGUCAAUUCCCGAAACCGUCUCUGAUACGGUGGGAACCACCAGUAGCCUCAAACAACCCGUACGAGCCUCACGCGGCGAUAACCUCAAUAGUCAUCUCCCACAAUACUUUCACGGCUCCAGCGAGGACAUCUUGGACUGGCCCAUAUCCCAGUCUAGACACAACCGAGAGCAGAUUGAAAGACUUAUAUUCGACCCUGCUCUGCAUUCUGAUCUUGAAUAUUCCAGCCCGGCCGCCCGCUCCGUCUUCUCUCCCAUUUCGCCGAGGGAUGCGUUAGAAGAACCCCGACGCCGCCUGAGUACAACGCGAGGCAUCCGUGAAGAGGAUGUUUCAGAGCUAGUGGAGAGAUUUCUGACAAAUGUUCAUACAAAGAACCCUAUACUUGACCCCAAUGGUUUGAGGGGAAUGGUCAAGUCCAUUGCGGGAGAAGGUUUCGGUUGGGACGCUCGCACAUGUUUGGUGCUUCUAGCUUGUGCGUGCUCUGCUAUCUCUUCACCAUUUAUCCGAACAAGUAUCACGGGCCGUAGGCUGUAUAACUGUCUCGUCGAUACCCCGGAGUAUGCAACGGCAGAGGCAUACUAUGAUGCCGCACGAAAACGCAUUGGUCUGCUCACCAACACACAGUUGGCGACAGAAUGCCAUUUUGUUGCCGGAGUCUAUGAGAUGUAUUCGAAGCGGCCCCUUCGGGCAUCCAUCUCCUUCAACAGAGCUUGCGUCGCCUUCCAAGCAUUGACGUGGAUGCGAUCCGAGCACUGCCUAGAUGGAAGCCGAUUGGAAAAGGCUCAGAAAAGUCGACUUUACUGCGAGAUCAUGGUGGAGCUGCGCUUCCCUGCGUCCGGACUCACUACACUCAACUAUACCCAAGCCUUUCCACCACCUCCUGGGGUUUCUAGAGAGGCCCAUCGUUCGUGGCAUCCAUCAGAAGACAACCAAGCUGAUACUGUCAGUGCGGGCAAUCUCGAGCCCGAGCAAGAAAGAUCUUGGUAUUACUACUUGGCGGAUAUCGCAGUCCGUCGCAUCCUUCAGAGAGUAUUUGAUUUGUUCUACCGAUCAUCUCAUCACGUCUGGCUGCAAGAGGACUUUUCGCGACUGAUUUGGUCAGCGGAGGAGCUGGACCAGCAGUUGACCCAGUGGUGUGACAACCUCCCAGAGCCUGUUGCAUUCCGCCAUGACAGCAUGUUCACCCUUCCUAACCAAUUCCUGCUGAAGCUUGACGCCAAUGUCGACUACUUCAAAACCUACCACUGCCCGCUUGGCAUGGUGCGAGUGACGGUGGAAAAGGCAUGGGGCUUUGCGGAGGAGGCCAAGUCAUCCGCGAAAAGGCUGUUCAGCAAGUUGACUCGGGCCGCUCCAGACUGCUAUGCCAAGGUCGAUGUGGGUGGAGAGGCACCGUGGAAGACAGCCACGAAGAACAACACGAACAGCCUAACGUGGAACGAGACGCAUGAUUUUGUGGUCAGUGAUAUGGAUCAGUGUAUCAAGGUGGAUGUGGAAGACGAAGACAUCAACGGAGAUGAUGAAGUCGGCCUUGCGGUGACAACAGUUCGAGAGAUUUUGGUGGCUGGAGGUCGACAAGAACUGCCAUUGGUUCACAAAGGGGAGGAAACAGAAGGCAGGGUCUCAAUCUCCUGCCAAUUCUUCAAGUACGUGGCCGAUGCCGGCAGCCUCACUGCUUCCGACCACAAAGGCGAUGGUCGCGUCUCCGGCAUAGCUACCAUCCUGGUUGCAAGCGUAUACGGCAUAAAGGGCCAGCGUGAAGACCUGAAGCCAAGCGUUGUAGUGACUUGGGGCAAGACUCAACGGUUCCAGACCGUCGUCAGGGCAGAUGCUCCCGGUACCGACAUCAGCAAUCCCGCGUUCGACCAGGCUUUCCGAGUUCCCAUUACAACAGACUCGGUGGGUAGCAGUCCGGACGACUUUCGUAUUGCACUUCUGGACGGCGAGAAGGAGAUCGGAGGUGUCGAUAUACCUUUUGCGAGUGUGGCGAACACACCGGGUAAGAUCCUUCAGCAGAAAUUUGACGCUGGUAAUGGGGCCACCGUCAGAGCUAGCAUUCGCCUGAGAGGCAUCGUUCCCGAAGAAAUGCCAAAGGCAGCGCUUGCUGACAGAAGCAAGCAGUGA
Molecule: messenger RNA, 2349 nt
Organism: Cladophialophora immunda
Lineage: Eukaryota; Fungi; Ascomycota; Eurotiomycetes; Chaetothyriales; Herpotrichiellaceae
Exons: 5
Coding region: 1-2349 (782 amino acids)
Source: RefSeq, a predicted model, not a curated record